CAGUUGAGGGAUCUGGCAUACAAACACUAAUGGAUUUGGCAACAGCCCAUACACAAGGAUGACUCAGUGGUAUCAGCUGCAGCAACUUGAUUCCAAGUUUUUGGAGCAAGUUCACCAGCUGUAUGAUGACAGCUUUCCUAUGGAAAUUAGACAGUACCUAGCUCAGUGGCUGGAAAACCAAGACUGGGAACAUGCAGCCAACAACGUAUCUUUUGCUACAGUGCUAUUCCAUGACCUGCUGUCACAGCUUGAUGAUCAGUUUAGUCGAUUUUUGAUAGAAAACAACUUCUUGCUGCAACACAACAUAAGGAAAAGCAAACGUAAUCUUCAGGAUAACUUCCAAGAAGACCCAAUACACAUGGCAAUGAUCAUCUACAACUGUCUGAAAGAGGAGAGGAAAAUACUGAGCAACGCCCAGUUGUCAAAUCAGAUGGAGGUCGGAAGCAUACAGAACACCGUGAUUGGGAUGCUGGACAAACAGAAGGAGCUAGAUGCGAAAGUUAAGGCUGUAAAAAACAGCGUUAUAGAUGUGGAGCAAGACAUCAAGACAUUAGAGGAUGUGCAAGACGAAUAUGACUUUAAAUGUAAAACUUUGCAGAACAGAGAGCAUGAACCCAGUGGUGUGUCACAAGAUGAAUAUAAGAAAGAACAGAUGAAUCUCAAGAAGAUGUUUUUAUUACUUGAUAUCAAGAGAAAGGAAGUGGUGAACAAAAUAAUACAGCUAUUGAACACCACAGAGCAUACUCAGAGCGCUCUUAUUAAUGAGGAGCUGGUGGAGUGGAAACACAGGCAACAAACUGCAUGUAUUGGUGGCCCACCCAACGCCUGUCUUGACCAGCUACAGAGCUGGUUCACCGUUGUUGCUGAAAGUCUACAGCAAGUUCGUCAACAGCUAAAAAAGCUUGAGGAACUGGAGCAGAAAUUUACCUAUGACCCUGAUCCCAUCACAAAAAACAAACAAGUUCUGCAGGACCGAACGUACAGUCUUUUCAAACAACUGAUCCAGAGCUCCUUUGUGGUGGAAAGGCAGCCUUGCAUGCCAACACAUCCUCAGAGGCCAUUAGUCCUGAAGACUGGAGUACAGUUUACUGUGAAGUUGAGAUUGCUGGUGAAGUUGCAGGAGUUGAACUAUAACUUGAAAGUGAAGGUUUUAUUUGAUAAAGAUGUAAGUGAGAAGAACUCAGUCAAAGGGUUCAGGAAAUUUAAUAUUUUGGGAACAAACACAAAGGUAAUGAACAUGGAAGAAUCUACUAAUGGAAGUCUAGCAGCAGAAUUCAGACACUUGCAAUUGAAGGAACAGAAAAAUGCAGGAAGCAGAACAAAUGAGGGUCCUCUCAUUGUAACAGAGGAACUUCACUCUUUGAGCUUUGAGACCCAGCUGUGCCAGCCUGGCUUGGUAAUAGAUCUGGAGACCACAUCCCUUCCCAUUAUUGUGAUCUCAAAUGUGAGCCAGCUUCCAAGCGGAUGGGCUUCUAUCUUAUGGUUCAACAUGCUCUCUACUGAUCCCAAGAACUUGUCCUUCUUUCUGAAUCCACCUUAUGCAAAGUGGUCUAAGCUUUCUGAAGUUCUGAGUUGGCAGUUUUCUUCUGUAACGAAGAGAGGACUUAAUGCAGAUCAACUGAGCAUGCUGGGAGAGAAGCUACUCGGGCCAACAAGUGGAGGAUCGCAUGAUGGCCUUAUUCCUUGGACAAGAUUCUGCAAGGAAAAUAUAAAUGAUAAAAAUUUCCCCUUUUGGCUGUGGAUUGAAGGAAUCUUGGAGCUUAUUAAGAAGCACCUCCUGUGUCUCUGGAACGAUGGCUGCAUCAUGGGUUUCAUCAGUAAAGAAAAAGAACGUGCUUUGUUAAAGGACCAGAGUCCAGGGACAUUUUUACUAAGAUUCAGUGAAAGCAGCAGAGAGGGAGCCAUCACAUUUACCUGGGUAGAAGGAUCUCAGAAUGAGCCCCAGUUCCACUCAGUAGAACCAUACACCAAGAAGGAGCUCUCUGCUGUUACUUUCCCUGAUAUCAUUCGCAACUACAAAGUGAUGGCAGCUGAAAACAUUCCUGAAAAUCCACUGAGAUUUCUGUACCCAGAUAUACCCAAAGACAAUGCCUUUGGCAAAUACUACUCCAGACCAAAGGAGGCCCCAGAGCCUAUGGAUUUGGAUGGUCCCAAGGCAAAUGGCUACAUCAAGACUGAGUUAAUCUCCGUAUCUGAAGUCCACCCUUCUAGACUCCAGUCUCCAGAAAAUCUCCUACCAAUGUCUCCUGAAGAGUUUGAUGAGGUAUCUCGGAUGGUGGACCCAGCAGAGAUUGAUACUGUGAUGUGUUCAGCAUAUUCAACUUAAACGUUGAGCUUGCUACUGCACCAUUAGCACAGCUGAGUAACUUAUGCCUGUGUCAUCCUAUUCCACAGUCAGCAGCUUAGCCAGAGCCUUCCCAAAGAAUUGAAAUGAAGCUUGUUGCUAUUUCAUGGCACAUCAGUUUCUCAAAGUGAAGGUCCAGUAGCCAUUUUUAAUCUGUUAACUAAGAUAUUUAACUAGCAAGAACAUAAACAGCAGUCUGAAUAGCCUUUUUAUGUGCACUUUUCCUUUCUUGUAAGUUCUUUGUUAAAGAAUUUUCCAUUAACAAGAUGCUGUGCCAGAGUGCAGGAAGAGAGGGGGAAUACUUAUGCUUUCAAGAGGGGAGUGGGAAUGAGAGAGGCCUUCAGCAAAGACAUUGAGACAGAGGGGAGAAAUUGGCAUUUUUUUAAGUGAAAUGGUUGAGUUUAACAUUUAAAAUAGUUGGCUGUACAUAGAAGAAGGCUUCAAAUGAAAGAUAGUUCUUUUACAGAGAUUAUGUUCAGAAAGCUUGCCCCUUCUCCCAGUUCUACUUCUGAAGAACUUUUGCAGCUUUGAAUUUUAUUCAGCAGCAUAGAAAAGGGAGCAGAGAAAUGUUCUGCAAGUAUUAUGUUGCACUGAAUCUGUGUAUUAUUAAAGUCUGUCCUGGCUUUAUCUUUUCUAAGGGCACAUAGCCUACUGCUCUGCAGGAGAACAUGAGCCAUAGAAGUACCUGCAUUUCGUUUUUGCUUGCUUCUUAAUGAAAGGUCUUUUUGCACAACCUUUUUCUUAAAGAGCACUUAUUGGAUAAUGCCUUAAAGCUGCAUUAGCACACGUUGGGCAUGCAGGUCAUUAUGUACCAUUAAUUUACCUACUCUUAGAGCCCCACAAAAGGGGUUUGAAGAUGAUGUUACUCACAUUGCUUAACUUCCCAAGGUAGGGUCUGGUCACUAGUAUCUUUUCUUUUUACAGUCAUAGUAGCUACCUAAUUUAGGUGAUAACAAGUGGCAUGGCACUUAAUGCACUCUUAUGCACUAUGAACCAGGGCAUUUAUUUAACUGUGGAUUUGAAUAGCUAGAAGACGCUGUAGGCUUUGAUAAAGAAAUGUAUUUGCAGUUGGGGAAAAAGCAUAGGAAAAUGAAGUUAAAUUUAUAUUGAGUAAUGGCUGCAGGACUUGCAAACUUCAGUGCUUAAAGGAUGCAGGAGGAGGAACAGACUUGUUUCUCAGCAUAUUUGAAGAUAACUCACAGUUGAGACAAGGUUGUCUUAAGCAGAUGGUGCCGUGGACUGAGGGCAGGUGUUAUUCAGACUGCGAGUUAGCACACAACUGAUCAGAGGAACUGCAGAACCCUGCUGGAUCCCGUGCCUCUGGUACAGGUGCUUCUGCUACUCCUGAACGUACUGCUGGCCAUUCCCAGUGCCUGGGAGGACAGCACUGGUACGCCUGUCUUACAGGGGCUCUGGAGCUGCUUUUCUGCCAUUGAUAUGCUGAAUCACUUAGUUGCUGCUUAGAAAAUAAAUUACUGGUUUGAUUUAGGGCAUUGUGCCCAUGAAGACUGCUGUACCCUCUGCAAAAGCUAGAGAGAAAAGAAAUUCUUAAAGGAUCUAGAGCAUACAAAGUAUGUACUUAAAUGGAAAGUAUCACCCUCUUGUCUUAUUUUUGGUGCCCUAGGUUACUGAGGUUAACAGUAGUACAGAGUAUCACAGCAUGUUCAGCUAUUUAAUAGAACUGAAGUUUCUUAGGAUUUUAGUAAGAGAUUAAACAUUUGUUCUUUCAGCUGCAGCUUGUACUCAUGUUCUAUAUGCCAUAGUUCUUGUUCUCAGUACUUUUAUACUUUAUCUAAUGGGGUCAAAUUUUCUUGUGAGAUUUAGAGCAAUAGCCUCAUUAUUCAUGGUUUUGUCUUUAAAUGGACAAUAGUUCUAAAAGCCAUUUUUUUUUCCAGUGGAAUAUUAAUUCUUUUGCCAUUUUAAAUAAAGUCCAUUGGCACUUUUGUCCUUCCUCAUGUGUUUUAGUUAUUACUGUGAUAAAGAUAAUGUAUUUUUGAGUUUACUGCAUAUUUCAAUUUAAACUUGUUUGUCCAACUAAGCAGUUUUCUAUUGCCCUAAGUCAGAGAUAAUGUUUUUAAUCCAUUGCAUUGUAGCAAAUCAGUCUGCAUGACAGAGUUCUCAGAAUAUGGCUUCAGAGAAGCGGCUGUUAAAACAACUGUUUUAUUACUGCAUAUUGCACAUCACUAUGAAUUUUUCAAAUUUCAACAGACCCAACCCAUAUCUCUAAUAUGAGUUAAACAUGAAAAUAACUGAUCUACAGCUAAAGUCCUGUCAGCUGAGUCUGUCAAACUCACUCCUGUUGUAUCAUUUUUCUCUGUGGCUGUUAAGUGAUGUGAUUCCUUGUCUCACACGCUACUUAAGCUUUUAUACUACUCUACACAGGCAGGAGAAUAAUAAAAGGGAAAAAAAAAACUGGUGGAGCCAUCAUUGAGGGAAUAAGACCAAACAAAAAGCAACCAGUGAAAUGACGUGGUCCUAGAAGUCUAGUUUAAAAAGCUAGAUCAGAUUAACUCAUUCUGAUUUCUUGUGGGCAUUGCAGAAUUGAAAUGAACAGACUAGGGUUUCUGGGACAGCUUUCCCCAGGACUGAAGUUAAUAAUGCUUAUUUGAAUUGCAAUCGCAUAGAUUAAUAAAUAAAAAGCACCACCACCACC
Struthio camelus australis is the source of this 4997-nucleotide messenger RNA. The record is from RefSeq and is a predicted model, not a curated record. NCBI's taxonomy places the organism in Eukaryota, Metazoa, Chordata, Aves, Struthioniformes, Struthionidae.